Molecule: messenger RNA, 3239 nt
Organism: Lethenteron reissneri (Far Eastern brook lamprey)
Lineage: Eukaryota; Metazoa; Chordata; Hyperoartia; Petromyzontiformes; Petromyzontidae
Source: RefSeq, a predicted model, not a curated record
CGUCAUCGUGAGGGAGCGCGCGCCGCGGGUACCCCCGUGACGUCAUUAGAAGCGGCGGAGACUCCGCGCGUGAGAGGUCGGCGCUUGCGAUACAACCACAACUACCACCACAACUAUAACCACCACAACUACAACCACCACAACUACAACCACCACCACAACUACUACACCACAACCACCACAACUACAACCACAACUACUACACCACAACCACCACAACUACUACACCACAACUAAAACCACAACCAAUACACCACCACUACUACAACCAUCACAACUACAACCACCACCACUACUAUAACUACAACCACCACCACAACUACAACCACAACUACUACACCACAACCACCACAAAUACAACCACAACUACUACAACCACAACUACUACAACCACAAUCACAACUACAACCACUACAACCACAACCAUCACCACAACUACUACAACCACCACAACUACAACCACUACAACCACAACCACUACAACCACCACAACCACCACUACUACACCACCACCACUACAGCACCACCAUAACUACACCACCAUUAUUACAACUACACCACUAUUACAACUACACCACUACUACAACUACACCACCACUACUACACCACCACCAAUACACCACCACUACUGCACCACCACUACUACAGCCACAACCACCUCUACACCACCACCACUACAGCGACUACUAUAGUCACUACUGCCUCAGCCACAACAGCUACUACAAUACACAGCAUCACGUGCUACUACUACAAGCCACAGCAUCACGUGGUACUACUACAAGCCACAGCAUCACGUGAUACUACUACAAGCCACAGCGUCACGUGCUACUACUACAAGCCACAGCGUCACGUGCUACUACUACAAGCCACAGCAUCACGUGGUACUACUACAAGCCACAGCAUCACGUGCUACUACUACAAGCCACAUCGUCACGUGCUACUACUACAAGCCACAGCAUCGCGUGCUACUACUACAAGACACAGCAUCACGUGGUACUACUACAAGACAGCAUCACGUGGUACUACUACAAGCCACAGCAUCACGUGCUACUACUACAAGCCAUAGCAUCACGUGCUACUACUACAAGCCACAGCGUCACGUGCUACUACUACAAGCCAUAGCGUCACGUGCUACUACUACAAGCCACAGCGUCACGUGCUACUACUACAAGCCACAGCGUCACGUGAUACUACUACAAGCCAUAGCAUCACGUGCUACUACUACAAGCCACAGCAUCACGUGCUACUACUACAAGCCAUAGCGUCACGUGCUACUACUACAAGCCACAGCAUCACGUGCUACUACUACAAGCCAUAGCAUCACGUGCUACUACUACAAGCCACAGCGUCACGUGCUACUACUACAAGCCACAGCAUCACGUGCUACUACUACAAGCCACAGCAUCACGUGAUACUACUACAAGCCACAGCGUCACGUGCUACUACUACAAGCCACAGCGUCACGUGCUACUACUACAAGCCACAGCGUCACGUGCUACUACUACAAGCCACAGCAUCACGUGCUACUACUACAAGCCACAGCAUCACGUGAUACUACUACAAGCCACAGCAUCACGUGCUACUACUACAAGCCACAGCAUCACGUGAUACUACUACAAGCCACAGCAUCACCAUCACCACCACUCGCUGCUGGCACUGCCCACUGCCAAUCACCGCGGGCAGAGCGCCGACUCCGCCUGUCGCGUGGACAGCAGCGACACGGGGACAGCAGCAGCGUGUGUGAGGGGGGUUUCACGCUGGCAUCGUUGUACAUUGAUGGCACUUACAUUGGACAGCACGAUCGAGAAUUGUUAGAAAAGAUUCACCAAGACCUUGAGCUGUUCACUCAGCAGCUGUCCCUUAAAAAAUACAGGGUGCUGGUGUUCCCACCGCUGAGCAGCCGCUGCCGGUUCCUCACCCACACGGCCGUGGGGCGCCACAAACAUCUCAGCAGCUUCUCCAUCGGCGUCGGCAGCCAGCGCCGCACCGUCGUCUGCCACAGAGACCUGCGGUGCACUCCACAAGUCGGUGAACCGUCAAACCGCAGCGGAUAUUUUUGUUCAGAAGCUCCGACCGCGUCGACCCGAGCUGCCGGAGCGGGCGAAGGCGCGAGGGUUGCGGGCGGCGGUAGAAUCGGCAUGGAGGGUAGGAGGAGCGUGGGCAACCCGGCACGCAGGCGCCAGAAGCGACCGGACAUCCAGCUGUACGUACCGCGGGGGCGGAGGCACGAGGGUGCCGCCGAGAAUGGGGAGGGCGGCGGCGGUGGCGAUGUGCCGGAGGAGGCCGUGGCAGGGGGGGCGGUGGUGGGGGGGCGUGCGCGGCAAGGAGGCGACGCGGACGGCACGGCUGCCACACCCGCCGCCGCAGCGGAGAGGGCGUCCACAAAAACCAAAACGAGUCGGCGGGGGUCGACACACGACCGCAGGGAUGUCGCCAGGAGGAGCGCGGCGCGACGCGGCGACACGACGGUCGCGGAGGGCGCCGGCGAAGUUGCGCCAACGCCGAGCGAUUCCGUGGGAAUGGGCGCCGAUCUCGGGGGAAUGGGUUUUGCGAACGAGCACGGCUCCGUGCAGGGCAGUGAUGAUGAUAAUUCAAACGAUGCCACUCCAUCCUUGCCCCUAAAUGUUUUACGGGUGUCAAACGACGAGGCGCCGCCCGGCUCCGUCGAGUUCAAACGCUUGCCAGGGGAUACGGACGUCCGUGAGGCCGACGACGCGGACGCCGCGCGCUCCCACAGCGGCCGCCGGAGUGCCGUGGAGGCGCGAGUCGCCUGCGGUGCCGCCAACGCGCCAGGAGACAGCGACGUGGACCCUGCACUACACGGCGACCGUAGGGCAUCGCCAGCCGUGCCCUCGCAGGCCGACUCCCAGUGCUCGCGGUCUGCCAAUGUGCCUGGCUGUGAGAAGCAGCUUUUAGCAGCGGAGGCAGAUGAAAAUCCAAACAGCCCACCCAUCACUACCAAAGACAACUGGGAUGAUGACGAUGAUGAUUUAUCGAAUAAAACUCCAGCAAAGGGUCUUGUACCUGCCACACCACUGUCCCUUGCAGAAGAGUUACGGUCCCGCUGUGUGGUGGAAGUCGGCGAUGCUCAUUGCUUGUCGGAGGUGGCUGCCCCGGUCGUCACGUGUGAUGCCGCUCUACCGGCAGUGGUGGGAGUAGCUGUGGGAGGAGAAGCGGGAGGAGAUGCAGGAGGAGAUGUGGGGGGAGAUGCGGGAGGAGAUUGGCGGGGAUGGAGGUGA